Messenger RNA from Naegleria lovaniensis, 1179 nucleotides. RefSeq lists its product as uncharacterized. The transcript has a single exon. Lineage: Eukaryota; Heterolobosea; Eutetramitea; Acrasida; Naegleriidae. The record is from RefSeq and is a predicted model, not a curated record. Bases 1 to 1179 code for a protein of 392 amino acids.
AUGAUUUCAUUUCCAAACUCUUCGCCGUCGUCGGAAAUACCUACCCGAGCAUUGACUCUGGAGGAAAUGAUCGCCCAAAAUGAUGCGGAAAUUGAUGAAGCGAUUAGGAAGGGUACUGUAGAUUAUUCGGUCUUGUAUGACGAUGAUGAGGACAAGGAGCCAUUUGAGGAUAAUUUUGAUGAGAGUAGUGAUGAACAGGUGGAUUACGAGGAAAUUGAAGAAGAGAGAAAAUCUUGGGCAAAGAAGAAAAAGCGUCACGGACAUGCAACUUUAAAGAGAAACAAUUAUGAUGAUUUAAAUUUAUAUUCUGAUGAUAUGGUGUUGCUCGCAAAAAUCGAACAGAGAAAAUUUAAUUGGUAUCUUAAGAGAGGACUUGCUGAACAAAUUAAUGAAAACAGUAUCAAACUCGUGUUUAAACCAAAAGGAUAUGGGCACACGGACGAUGCAUUCUACAUGUCGAAAAUUGAUAAUAUUUGUGUUGCGUGUGGAAUUGACAAGGACCUCACUAGACACCACAUUGUGAGCUUUGAAUAUAGAAAAAAUAUGCCCGAGUUUGUAAGAUCUCACUCUAGCCAUGACAUUUGUCUUUUAUGUGCUCAUUGCCACGAAGAGUAUGAAACAGAAGCAUUCAAGUUGAGAAAACAAAUAUCAGAGCAAUUCAAUUCGCCACUGGGAGGUGUGGGAAUGACCAAGAAUUUGCAUUAUGCAGCUGCUAAAAAAGCAGCCAAUGCUCUCCUUAAAUGUCGUGACAUACUUCCAAGCAAUCGUGUUCAAGAUUUGGAGAAGGAAUUGAGAAAAUUCCUAAAAUCUUGGAAAGAAUGCGUUUCUGCAGUUGGCGAUGAUGCCAGACAAACCAUCAACACUCAAAACGUUUUGAAUGAAGAAGAAGAUUCAGAAAAUCCAAUACCAAAGGAACAGUUAGAAAUGGUUUUAACGGUUCAAGUGAACGACAAGACCAUGUUCGUUUCUCAUGGCGAAGGAGUUAUUAAGGCCAUGAAGCAACAAUCAGCCAAUGAUGAAGACUAUUUGAACAAAUUGGAUGCUUUUUGUCGAAUGUGGAGACAGCAUUUUGUCGAUGUCCUUCAACCCAAGUACAUGAAUCCACACUGGAAAGUAGACAAGAGGAUUCGACGUGGAGAACAGGACGAUCCAAAUAAGAGAAUUCUCAUCAGCGAGUGA